GGUAUCUUCAGCUAUCAUUCUAUGCAGACCGACCAGAGACAGAUAAGAUAUUGUGGGACAUAUCCGGAGCCAAGUUUUAAAUUGAGAAUAUCUCAAUUUUAUAUCUCCAAUACUUUCGAAGAGAGCUGUAGGGCGAAAAAAAAACGGCACGUGCAGGUGAUAAAAUUCUCAAAGGAUUGGCUUAUAUCUGGAGACUUCGUCAGCUCUGCUCACUUCCCCCCGGAGUGGUUUGAUCGCAUACGACGAACAACCAAGUCAUGUGGCUUCUGACUCUGACGGUGAUACUCAGUGGCCUGCUCUGGACUGCUCAUGCAGAUUCUUGCGCGGGGCGCUGUGGAUCGGGCGUGGAUUCGUCCAAAAACUGCCAGUGUAACUCUCACUGUGAAAGGUUUGGCGAUUGCUGCUCUGACUACGACAGUCUCUGUAAUGGAGCCCCCUCACCGCCGGGAUCCACGCCUACUGACCUCCAUGGCAUCGCCAGUCUGAUCUGGGAGAAAGACGUAAACCGUGCGUCGUCGUCCCACAUCACGGUGAAUUACCAGGGGCAUACCUCCACGUCCUCGGGCGGAGUAGACAAGGCCACCCACCCGUAUUUCACCCACGUCAACGAGGCUGUCCUGUUUAGCAGACCGACGUACAGUCACUUUAUUUCUCUCCUGGAUAAUUAUGACCACAGCGUGGACGCCACAGAGUAUCUGUCCGAGCAUCAAUGGCACGAGACUGACAGGUUUCUGGACGUAGCACUGGACACGGAUGUCAUGCGAGAAACCGAGAAGUUCCUCCGAAGUAAAGGUCUUGUGAGCGGCGGUAGCUCCGCCUUUCGCAGUAAGUUGCACUCUCUGUGGUUCGAACUGUACAAGCGCUCGUCGAACGGAAAAAUCAGCAGCAGCGGUUUUGAGCACGUGUUCGUAGGCGAGACCAAGUCGAAUUCCGUGACGGGAUUUCACAACUGGAUUCAAUUCUAUCUAGAGGAGAAAAGAGGUCGUCUGGAUUACAAAGGUUACGUUUCCCGCUCUCAGCCUGACCUCAUCGGCUCCCAGUUCUCCUGGCACCAAGGACUCCUGAAGAGUAAGGGGACGUUUUUCGUCGGGACGAGUCCCGAAUUCGAGAUGGCCAUCUAUACCAUCUGCUUCCUCAUGAAGCCAAAUGACAGUUGCCACAUCCGGUUGAAUGGUCACAGUGUCAGCAUUAAGACGUACGACAACUCCAAUUGGUCCGGAAAACAAAUAGCAACGGCCUAUCCCAUGUAGACGCUGAUACCGCGGUCUGAAGUCGACGGUACGGA
Liolophura sinensis is the source of this 1285-nucleotide messenger RNA. Its product is annotated as uridylate-specific endoribonuclease-like. Gene Ontology annotation, biological process: immune response. The record is from RefSeq and is a predicted model, not a curated record. Bases 258 to 1250 code for a protein of 330 amino acids. NCBI's taxonomy places the organism in Eukaryota, Metazoa, Mollusca, Polyplacophora, Chitonida, Chitonidae. The transcript is spliced from 8 exons. Gene Ontology annotation, molecular function: scavenger receptor activity; RNA endonuclease activity; polysaccharide binding.